GCUGAGUUCGGCCGGGUGCAGUGAUUGCCAGAGAGAGAUCGGAUCUGCCGAGGGGAGGAUCACGUCGUGGGUUCCUGGGACGUUUCGCUUGUCAUCGUUCGAAGCAAGGAUUGCACGAAGAUUUUGGAUUGUGAUCGCGCUCUCUUAGUAGAAGAAUUUGAGCCUUGGAGUGCAAAUCUCUUCGCGAUGAAGCACCGGAAUUCUAUGCGAAAGCUGGGUCGAACCUCAUCUCAUCGAUGGGCCCUUUUGAGGAACCUGGUAACGGAGCUGAUUCGUCAUGAGCGGAUCGAAACUACUCUACCGAAGGCCAAAGAGCUGCGGAGAGUUGCCGACAACAUGGUGUCUCUUGGGAAAGAGGGCACACUUGCUGCUCGAAGGCAGGCUGGUGGAAUUGUUCAUGGAGAUGAAAUUCUUCACAAGCUGUUCACUGAACUUGCUACCCGGUACCAGGCUCGAUGUGGCGGUUACACCCGUGUCCUUGCAACAAGAACUAGGCAAGGAGAUGCAGCCCCCAUGGCAUACAUCGAGUUUGUAGAUCGACCAAAUGAAUUGCGAGAAGCAAAGCCGGCUUUCCCUCCUCCCCCACCAAGGGACCCUCUUCCACCAUGGCUGCACUCCAAGUAUGCUCGCGUCUUGGUCCCAAACAACGCAGCACCACUUCUGACAAGUAACCCUUGAGGCCUAGUUAUCCAAGUCCGUCACGAUAUACAGCUGCCACUCUACUUUUUGAUGCCAAAAUUGAUUGGUGAAUGAGGCGAUUUGCUGGUUCCAAUGAGCCAUUAUAGAGAAACUAAUGUCCCAGUUACACAGGACUCAUACCCUUUCAUACACAGCCUUGAAGAGUUUAUAUUAAGCAUCCACGGUGAUCUUCAGAAACUAAGCUUCCACAAUGGAAGCCGUCCUUCGGAUAAAAAAAUGUCUGAAGUGAGUCUUUGUUUUGGGCUCAGUGUAUAUGUUAUCAACUCAAAAUCUUGCAAAUAUUGAGAAUUGUCCUUGCG
Marchantia polymorpha subsp. ruderalis is the source of this 998-nucleotide messenger RNA. Lineage: Eukaryota; Viridiplantae; Streptophyta; Marchantiopsida; Marchantiales; Marchantiaceae. The record is from the annotation of a GenBank genome assembly.